GCUGACUCAGUUUCACCAGAAACCUAAGAGAGGAGGUGGCCGCUCUCCAGCGCACCGGACACUGGGGCGGAAGCGCGGGCCGGAGCCGCGCAGGCAGCCGGGACCGGAACCUCGGCCGGCCCGGCCCCACCCCACUCACCUGCGCAGAUCGCCAGCUCCCUCGGAGCCCAGAGGCAGGCACUGUGAAGGUGACCCCCCUGGGGAGGAGGGCGACGGCCCCUCUGCGGACGAUGGCCGGCGCUCGCCUCGCCCAGGCCCGCAUCUCCGCCACCACCGCCGUCCUAUGGCUCCUGUGCGCGCUCGGCUGCCGGAGCACCGAGGCCGGGCCGCCGCCCGCGCCCCCCGGGCCGCCCGCGGGAGCCGCCUGCCUGGACCAGUUUACCGCCGGGGUGCCUGCCUUUGUGCUCGACACCGAGGCCUCGGUCAGCAACGGGGCCACCUUCCUGGGCUCUCCCGCCGUGCGCCGCGGGUGGGACUGCGUGCGGGCCUGCUGCACCACCCAGGACUGCAACCUGGCGCUGGUGGAGCUGCAGCCCGACGUCGGGGAGGACGCGGUCGCUGCCUGCUUCCUCCUCAACUGCCUCUAUGAGCAGAACUUCGUGUGCAAGUUCGCGCGCCGGGAGGGCUUCAUCAACUACCUCACGCGGGAAGUUUACCGCUCUUACCGGGAGCUGCGGACCCGGAGCUUUGGAGGGUCCCAGAUCCCCAAGGCCUGGGCGGGCAUGGACUUGAAGGUACAACCCCAGGAACCCCUGGUGCUGAAGGAUGUGGAGAACUCGGUUUGGCACCUACUGCAGGGUGACCCGGACAUCAGGGUGGAGAGGAAAGAUCCGGACCAGGUGGAGCUGUGGGGGCUCAAGGAAGGCACCUACCUGUUCCAGCGGACAGUGGACCCAGACCAGCCGGAGAACACUGCCAACAUCACGCUCACUGUGCUGUCCGCCAAGCAGACAGAAGACUAUUGCCUCGCAUCCUGCAAGGUGGGCCGCUGCAGGGGUUCCUUCCCCCGCUGGUACUACGACCCCACAGAACAGAUCUGCAAGAGUUUCACUUAUGGAGGCUGCUUGGGCAACAAGAACAACUACCUUCGGGAAGAAGAGUGCAAGCUAGCCUGCAAAGACGUGCAAGGCGGGACUUUGAGAGGCCCCUCAGUGGAAAGACAACAUCCAGUGUGCUCCGGCACCUGCCAGUCCACCCAGUUCCGCUGCAGCAAUGGCUGCUGCAUCGACAGCUUCCUGGAAUGUGACGACACCCCCGACUGCCCCGAUGCCUCCGACGAGGCCAGCUGUGACAAAUACACCAGCGGCUUCGAAGAGCUCCAGAGCAUCCAUCUCCCCAGUGACAAGGGACACUGCGUGGACCUGCCAGACACGGGUCUCUGCCAGGAGAGCAUCCCGCGCUGGUACUACAACCCCUUCAGCGAGCACUGCGCCCGCUUUACCUAUGGCGGUUGUCAUGGCAACAAGAACAACUUUGAAGAGGAGCAGCAGUGCCUUGAGUCCUGUCGUGGCAUCUCCAAGAAGGAUGUGUUUGGCCUGCGGCGGGAAAACCCCAUUCCCAGUGUAGGCUCCAUGGAGGUGGCCAUCGCAGUGCUCCUGGUCACCUGCAUCGUGGUGGUGGUGGCCCUCCUGGGCUACUUCUUCUUCAAGAACCAGAGGAAGGACUUCCACAGCCACCACCACCACCCGGCCCCCACCCCCGCCAGCUCCACAGUCUCCACCACCGAGGACACGGAGCAUCUGGUCUAUAACCACACGACCCGACCCUUCUGAGCCAGGAGUUGCCUCGCCCUUCAGCCUGGGGCUCUUGCCUGCCCCCCCUGCUUCCUAUUUGCCAAGACAGAGGCCUGGGCUGGGGAAAACUUUGGGACCAGACUCAUCCUGCCUGUCCCCCAGGCCCACUCUGCCUCAGAGGCCAGUGUUCCAGAACCUCCUGGAAGCGGCUCAGCUGAGCUCUGGCCAGGUGUUUAGACAAAAGCUCAAAGGUCCUGGGAGAAGAAAAACCCUCCAGCCGGGAAUCUCAAACUCAGAUGGACCUGUCUCACCUACUGCCUACCUGAGAUUUCAGAGGAAGGUGGAGUUUUGUUUCCUAUUCAGAACUGCCUGUCACCACCCCACGGCCACCUCAGGAUGGGAAGGGGGCCUGGGGCCAUGUCAGAAGCUGGCAGCCCCAACCCUGUCUUCCAGGGCUGGGUGGGGAAGGACCUCCCUGUAUAUUUUGUGCUGUAAAGAGUUGCUUUUUGUUUAUUUAAUGCCGUGGGUGAAGAGGAGUGGAAGGAGGCUCUCUGAGCUCUGCCUCCUCUCUUCCUCUUCCACCAAGAAGGAGCUCGCUGACCUUGACCAGCCCCAACCUGGCCUGGCUGGGCCGGAUCUUCCUCUGCCCCCCACCCACCCCCAGAGGCUGCUCGCCAACAUCACACCUUCACACCCUCCCCAACUUCCCACAGGCUCCACUCCACCCACAGAGUUAUAAAAUGGUUUGAUCUGUG
Messenger RNA from Choloepus didactylus (southern two-toed sloth), 2488 nucleotides. RefSeq names its product serine peptidase inhibitor, Kunitz type 1 (gene SPINT1). The transcript is spliced from 11 exons. Gene Ontology annotation, molecular function: serine-type endopeptidase inhibitor activity; protein binding. The record is from RefSeq and is a predicted model, not a curated record. NCBI's taxonomy places the organism in Eukaryota, Metazoa, Chordata, Mammalia, Pilosa, Megalonychidae. Bases 231 to 1772 code for a protein of 513 amino acids.